Messenger RNA from Gossypium arboreum, 810 nucleotides. RefSeq lists its product as uncharacterized. Lineage: Eukaryota; Viridiplantae; Streptophyta; Magnoliopsida; Malvales; Malvaceae. The coding region runs from base 1 to 810 and encodes 269 amino acids. The record is from RefSeq and is a predicted model, not a curated record. The transcript is spliced from 3 exons.
AUGCUCUCAACUUUGCAAAAUUUCGAUAACGGUGGGGAGGGAGUCGCUCACCCCGACGAUGAUCGAAAUACCAAAAAAGUAAGGUUUAAAGUGAAUGGUGUUGAGGAAGACACUUCUAUGGCUGUGGAUCACGAACCACAACCCAGUAUGACAUGGAAAGAAAAAUUGCUAGGGGUCCAUGGUGCUGCUUCCGAAUCUGUUCGUGAUGGGCCUUCUGUAGAUAAUGAGAAUGAAUUCGAACUACUUGAAGGGGACGUCAAUAUGUCAAUCAUUGAUGGGAUUCCUGUUAUCGAUUUUUCGGGUCGUGUAAAGGAAAUCCUCUUCAAAGAAAUGGAGUUGACUAUCAUUGAUCCUAAUGACUAUAACAGAGUUUUAUCUCAGGGUCCGUGGACAGUUUAUAGUCAGUAUCUGACCGUACAACCAUGGACUAAACAUUUCAGCCCCUUGCAACCUUACCCGAGUGUUGUGCUAGGGUGGAUACGAUUGCUUAAUCUCCCGGGAUAUCUUUAUAAAAGGAAGAUCAUCGAAGCCAUCAGUGGCCUCAUUGGGAAGGUCCUUGUUGACGGAAUUGCUCAACGUGUUGAAUACGAAGCCCUCCCGACCGUGUGCUUCACUUGUGGCAAUUAUGGUAAAGUAAAGGAGAUGUGUAAUUCGGCUGUGUCAAGCCAAAACCUCACGGGACUAGCGAACAAAACAGAUAAACCUCAUGCUGAUCUAACGACCGUGGCGGACUCUACUCCGGUGGAUAGCAUAGAUAGGGAAAAAUUAAUUUCCGUUAACAGAGAAAAGGGCCCAGAAUUUGAGUCGUAG